Armigeres subalbatus is the source of this 1205-nucleotide messenger RNA. RefSeq lists its product as uncharacterized. The transcript has 6 exons. Lineage: Eukaryota; Metazoa; Arthropoda; Insecta; Diptera; Culicidae. The record is from RefSeq and is a predicted model, not a curated record. The coding region runs from base 143 to 550 and encodes 135 amino acids.
AACUGAAGACGGUAAGAGAAUUCAAGAGAUUUUGUCUGAGGGAUGCAAGCCAACAGAAAAUGUCAUCAAAAGUAUCAAUCACAUUCUAUGCAACUACCUGGCAACAACAUACGGCGUGCGUCCAUCGACGUUUUAUAAGGAAAUGCUCGCUCGUUCCCUGGUGACGACGUAUCCUAUUCUGGCUUCGACCGUGUCUGAGGUUCCUCACGCACUAUGGUUCCAUAAAAACGCUCGUGGUGAUGGACGACAUGCGGGAAAAAUUCACUAUAGAAUGGAGUUACUCGCGAAGAAAUCAGAUAACCGUGUUAUCCAUCGACAGAUCAAUGACAAUCAAGCUCCAUCUGUUUCGAAGACCGUAGAAGAUGGUCGUGUUGAACCAAACAUUGAAGAUCUGGUACAAGAACUGCAGUUUGCUGUACCUUCGGAGCAAACAAAAUCGAGAAUCAAAGAAUUGUGGAAGCAGACUUUGAAGUAUCGCAACGAGAGACGCGUAGAAGAGACAUUCCAUGAGUUCAUGGACGAUUUCCCAGUAGCAUCUGCAUUUGAUUGAUAUUGAUUUCAAAUUAAUGAGGCCCAAUGCUGCUCCAUUCGAUGACAUGUGGAAUGUGAUCCAACCAAAGAUUUUGGAUCAGUAUCGUGACGUACACCGAUAUAUAAAAAACGAUCUAAUCAAGUCGCUUACCGUGGUGCGUGAAAAGAAUCCAAUGAGAGGUGCAAAACGACCACGAGACAAUAAUGAGAAGGAAAUGAAGGAACGCAAGCUUAAUCCGUUACACGGUAUAAUUGAAUGGGUUGGUCUCGAAAUGGAACUACCAACCCCGGAUGUGCCACUUGUCAUCAUUGCAGAGAAAUUGUUUGAGCUUGGUGAUUGCUAUAUUGUCUGGAAAGACAAAGCCAUUCCCGUCGGGCAAAAUCUACUUGGUGCCUUCAUCCUUUUGUGUCAAACAUUUACAGUUUUUAAUGUCAAAUGUCACCCUUCGGAUAAACUAUUUUACUCAUUUUUUUAUGCAUCUUGCUUCAAACUCGAGUCUCUAAGUACAACAGGCAAUAAGUUUUUGAAUCAACUUAUCUAGAUGCUACGAAACUUUCGAUUAUAUUUUAACUAUUGCUCGAAAAUCGAAACAAGAGCGUUUUCAUUUAAUGUAUAAAUAUGGAAUGAAAUAUAACUUGAAUUUAUAGAAAUAAACGCUAAUAAACGAUGAUAA